AUGCGACAAAUUCAAAACCAUGGGAUUUGGUAUACAAAGAUUUGGUUUUCAUCUGGAUUUGGAUUUGGUCUUGAAUUACCCAAAUCCAAUUUGGCCCUGUACGAUAAAGAUCCGCAACGGCGAAAUAAAUACAAAGCCUUCAAAUUCGAUAUGAAAUCGUUCGGAUUUGUUCUAGAUUUGGAUUUGGAUUUGGAUUUAGUAUGGAAGAUUUGGGUUUGGUUUUGGUGCUUAGGAUUUGGAUUUGGACUUGGUAUGCAGGAUUUGGGAUGGGAUUUGGACUUGGGCUGGGAUUUGGAUUUGGGCUGA
This is a messenger RNA of Rotaria sp. Silwood1, 306 nucleotides long. NCBI's taxonomy places the organism in Eukaryota, Metazoa, Rotifera, Eurotatoria, Philodinida, Philodinidae. The record is from the annotation of a GenBank genome assembly.